Cucurbitaria berberidis CBS 394.84 is the source of this 387-nucleotide messenger RNA. RefSeq lists its product as uncharacterized. The transcript has 2 exons. Bases 1 to 387 code for a protein of 128 amino acids. The record is from RefSeq and is a predicted model, not a curated record. NCBI's taxonomy places the organism in Eukaryota, Fungi, Ascomycota, Dothideomycetes, Pleosporales, Cucurbitariaceae.
AUGACGACCCAAGCCCACGCCAUCACCCUCACAAAACUCAACCUAUCCGCCAUAUUCGGCGAGAAGGAUGUUCAAACUCGCCUGAAAACCAUAGCAGAUCUCUGGGUCUCGAGUCCAGAAGUCUUCUUCCUCGACUCACUGGGUGUUUUCAAGAGUCACGAAGCGAUUAGUGGAAUGGUGGGUACAGUUCAAGGGUUUGGCGGGCCGGACGAUGAAUUCGUGGAGCUGAAGACGUUGAAGCACGACGAGGAAGAUGAUGUUUGGGUCACGAGGGUGAAAUGGGGUGUCGGAUCUCCUGGAGGCGAGCUGGCACUGACGGGGUGGGAUGUUGUGACGAUAGUUGGCGGAAAAAUCAAGGCCUGUUAUACCUUCUUGGAUUCAAAAUAG